UUUUGAAAAAUCAAAUACGCAGACGGGCUCAAUUCCCGCCUUCAAGAAAAGAAAGUACGCCAAGCUUCAGUAACACUCUUUUCAUUUCUUCUUCCUCCUUCCUCUCUCUGUCUCUCUUCAUGGCUUCUCUCUCAGAAUCCAAUCUAAUUUCCAAUCUAGAAUCCUCUACUUCUACUCCUAUCUUCUCUUUCUUCUUCGAUUACCUAAACCCUUUCUCUGAUCUCAGAAAUCCCAGAAAGUCCAAACCCAAAUUCAGACCCAAAGCCGAUCUGUAGCCAAGCAGUUCCUUCCAUUUCUCAAUCGCUGCCUUUCAAUUUUACCAAAACGCCUAUCUGAUGCCUCAAAAUUGCGCUCCCAGGACAGUAAGGAAAUCCCAAAGUUCGUGAAUGAACUAUACGAUAUUUACUGUUUGUGUUUGGAUUGUUUGGAAACUGUAUCUUCACAGCUUUCGGGAAAGCCUUACAUGAUGAGUAUACAGAGGUUAAGGUUAGUGUAUUGCUUGGAGACUUGGGGAUUGUACAAAGAAGCAGAAAGUGAAGUGUUUAGGGUUUUGGGGAGACUUAGAGAUUUGGGUUUGGAGGAAAAGAAGAAGGAAAAAGAGUUAGGGAAGUUCCUGCCUAUUCCAGCAGAAAAUAGAGAUGUGGAGCUCGCAAAGUUGCUGGUUGAGUUGGUAGAGGUCACUGUUAAGUGUUCGGUAUUGGGGCAGAGUAAGGAUGGAAGGGAUUAUAUGAGAGUUAUUGGGUUGGUGGAGGAGGUUGCACCAUGGUUCAGGGUGUUAGAUGCCAAUGCAUAUGAGAAGUUGCAUAGGUUGCUUGUGACAUACCUUGGCAAAUGCACUCUGUUUUUGGUUGGGGAUUUAACAAAUUUUGAUGAAGAUGUAGUCCGUGCUUUCUGCGUGACAACAUUGGAUGAAUAUGCCAAGUCAUCCUUGAAAGAUCAAAUCUACAAGUAUUCCUGCUGGAUCUGUUCGUUGCUUUUCUUGCUUCAAGAUGAAAAGCCUUCAGUUGUCAUUGACAUGUUAAAAUGUGUUUUGGGCUCCCUUGCCUGGAAGUGCAAGGUUGUAGGGCAAGACUGGGGAAUGGAAUUUGUUGAACUUGUCUCUUAUUGUGCCAACAAAUGUCGAACUGCAAUUGGUAGUGCUGUUGCAAACCAUCUGAAUGACCUUGCUUGUGAUUUCUGUCCGGUUUUGAAACCGCUGGAUAUGAUUCUCAAGCUUUAUGCUGUAGGAUUGACCUUGACUGAUUGGGGUACUAAGUCCAAAAUUGGUGAUGUUACAUCCAAAGGUGCAAAUGAUGGAGUUAGGCUUUGCAAUUUAACAUCUCUUCUUGGUUCAUUGCGAAGUUACUUUUAUGUUGGAUUCAGUGAGAACUGUGUGCCAUGUGUUGUUGAAUUCAAGGGUUCUGCUGGUCUAUUGUGUUCAGAGUCGGAUUUUCAUCAUGUGACCUCUUUAGCUUGCCUACAGGAGGAUAGAAGGGUUUAUCUGAUAGGCUACUUAAAUGCACUGAAGUUCUUGUGCCAGCCGCUUGCUGAACUAUUAAACUUGGAGAAAAAACAAAUUAUUGCCAGAGAUGGUGUAAGGUCUUUUUGUACCUCAUUUUCAAGCAUCGAAGGGGCAUUUGGUCAGUAUUUUUAUGUUUUCCUAUCUUUGUGCAGCAGCUGGGGAAGCGAAGAGAAUAGGAAGACCAGGAAAGAAGUAACUCAAAUAGGAUUUGAGGAACGAAGUUUUACAGCAUCUCAAAGAGAGGGAGAUGAUUUUAAUGCAGUAAAGCAUGACAUUUGCCUGUAUAAGAUGAUUCCUAGCAUUGCUGUUGCUGCCUUUACUCUCUCCAUCAGGACAAAGCAUAAAUUCCAGUACAGGAGCUCAGUACAUUUCUCAGCAAGAGAUUCAGAAGGUGAAAAAUUGUGCUGCUACCCUUCUGAUGGGAUGCAGUAGCGGUGCGUUGUCAUUAAAUGGCUCUUACAUUCCAACAAGGUACUCCCCUGUCCUAUCUUCUAGCUGGCUCUCCCAUCAUUGUUGCAAAUCUUUGGGAAGUCACAGACAAAGAUAUUGAUCGGUUCAGGAAGGCAAUGCUUGAUGCCUGGUUAAAGGAAAGAUCUAAUGAUUGUUCCCAACGUUAUUUACUAGCAAAAGAAUUUGAGGCCAUGAACUUGAAGGGACGGAAAGUUGCUGCUAGGAAGAAGGCACAAACGAGAAAAGAAUCCGAAACUUGUGAUAUUGAUUCCUUAAAGAAUUGUUGUAAUCAUAGAGCCAGGAUUGGAUCAUUUAUGAGUCAAA
Molecule: messenger RNA, 2275 nt
Organism: Jatropha curcas
Lineage: Eukaryota; Viridiplantae; Streptophyta; Magnoliopsida; Malpighiales; Euphorbiaceae
Source: RefSeq, a predicted model, not a curated record